Molecule: messenger RNA, 3425 nt
Organism: Microcebus murinus (gray mouse lemur)
Lineage: Eukaryota; Metazoa; Chordata; Mammalia; Primates; Cheirogaleidae
Source: RefSeq, a predicted model, not a curated record
AAAGUGCUAGGAUUACAGGCGUGAGCCACCACGCCCGGCAUCCUUCUUUCUUUUCUUUCUUUUUUGUGGCCACAGAAUCAGGAGUGUACAGUGAACUCUUAACACUCAUUGCAACAAGGUUAAAUCAAGGAAUAAAUGUUUGCCAAGAAACAAUUGUAAGGAGCACCUCUUACUACCAAAUAGUUCAAAACCAGACAAUAACAAAUAUGAUGGCCUUCAGGUGCAAUUUUGGGCUGUAUUUUUGCCAUGCCUUCUAUGGCUAUCAUAUACUUUAUAAAUUAUUUAUUUAUGUUUAAUUAGCACAGAGGUACAUAUUUAUGUACAUCUAUUACACAAUUGUGUGAUAAUUUGAUACAUUCAUGUAAACAAAUCAGGGUAAUUGAGAUACCUGUCACCACAAAUACUUAUCUUUUCUUUACACUAGGAACAUUUGAAUUAUUUUCUUCUAGCUAUUUUGAAAUGCACAAUCAAUUAAUGUUAAUCAAUUAAUGUUAACUAUAAUAGCUCACUCAACUGAGCUAUUAAACACAACGUGUUACUUCGUAUAUCUAAUUGUAUAUUUGUACCCAUUAAUCAACUUUUUGCACCCUCUACUAUUCCCAGCCUCUGUUGAUUUCCUUGAAUUUUUAGUCAGAAAGCUCACAUAUUGCUGCCUUGUUAGGGUGAGACACUGGUUCCUUGCUUAUUCCAAUUGGGAAGGUCAUGGUUUCCUGCUUGUUGUUUCUUCUUGUGCAUGUAUGUCUAUGUUUCUGCGCUGAAAGAUUAGUUAUUUAUUUCAGUCUUCUCUAUCUGGCUUUUUUGGUUUUAAUUGGGUAUGGCUAGAUUCUUCUUAAUUUACCUGUUACAUUUUUGGGCUAGGUCACUGCCUCCUUUUCAGCACUAGAUGGCGCCUUAAACCCGGUUUGCCUCAGCCCUAGCAAAAGAUUGGAAUCCUACCGGUCCAAAAUGGGGAAGUCCCAAAGGGAAAAUGCCAGCAAUGUGGAAAGGCUGGCUAGGGGCUCAUGCCCAGGUAAUGUGUGGAACAUUCCUCGUUAGCGUGGUGCUGCUGAACACCCACUCCAAUUUGGUGUCACGUUUGGCCAAAUCACGGAGCAGAGUUUCCAGGGCUCCACGAGGCUGUCGUAGGCUGUUUCUCUUGGCAGGCACUUGUGACGCUUCCCGUGGGUGGGGCAGGGACACGUUUCCCGCUAGGGAACUGAGAUGGUGAGGAAGCUGACUUUCCACCUCGGUCUCACCUUUUCCAGCACAGAACCAUGAGUUAGGGAGAAUUUCUCCUUGCUGGUGCUAGGCAAGAGUGUGAAGGCAGGGGUCACGGGAAUCUGACUCUCCCACCUACGGUCUGCACAUGAAGCCAUUAUCAUCUCAGGAACUGAAAUGGCCAAACAUAUCCAGAAAGAAAUACAGCGAGGAGUGGAGUCCUGGGUUUCCCUGGGGAACAGAAGACCUCACCUUAGCAUCAUUUUAGUAGGAGACAACCCAGCAAGCCACACAUAUGUGAGGAAUAAGAUAAGAGCUGCCUCUGCUGUAGGUAUCUGUAGUGAGCUUAUUCUAAAACCCAAGGAUGUUUCUCAGGAAGAACUUCUGGAUAUAACUGAUCAAUUGAACAUGGACCCAAGAGUCAGUGGUAUAUUAGUUCAGUUACCACUGCCAGGCCACGUGGAUGAACGAACAGUAUGUAAUGGAAUCGCCCCAGAGAAAGAUGUAGACGGAUAUCAUAUUAUCAACAUUGGAAGGCUGUGCCUUGAUCAGCAUUCUCUUGUACCAGCCACUGCCAGUGCUGUGUGGGAAAUAAUCAGAAGAACAGGAAUUGAAACAUUUGGGAAGAACGUGGUUGUGGCUGGAAGGUCCAAGAACGUAGGGAUGCCCAUCGCCAUGCUCCUACACUCCGACGGAGAGCACGAACGGCCCGGAGGUGAUGCAACUGUGACAAUAACUCACAGAUACACCCCCAAAGAACAGUUGAAGAUCCAUACUCAGCUGGCAGACAUUAUCAUUGUCGCGGCAGGCAUUCCAAAGUUGAUUACAUCUGACAUGGUUAAAGAAGGUGCUGCUGUAAUCGAUGUGGGUAUCAACUAUGUCCGCGAUCCAGUGACGGGAAAGGCAAGAUUAGCUGGAGAUGUGGAUUUUGAAGCUGUUAAGAAGAAAGCUAGCUUUAUCACUCCGGUUCCGGGCGGUGUGGGACCCAUGACGGUGGCAAUGCUUCUGAAGAACACCCUGCUAGCAGCUAAAAAAAUAAUUUAUUAGAUCAUAUGACAGAAUAAAGCAAACUGAAGCCAUGUAUUUAUUUAUUUGACAAGAACCAAAACCUUUAUAUUUUACUACAAAGCUAUUUAUUCCUGCAUUGUAUUUAUUUUUUCAUGAAUGGAAUUGUUGUGGAUCACAUGAUUCACAUAACUUUAUGCAUUUCCUGAUAACUUAUUUUGAGUUUCAGGAAAAUACAAAGCAAUUCCAAUGAAAAUUUUGGUAACAGUUGUUUAUUUUGAGGAUAUUUGUUCAUACUGUUAAAACAAUAAAGGGCUCAUAAUAAAUAUAUUUUUGACACAAUUAAAUAUCACACACAGUAUGUUUUCAACAAAUGUCUCGUCAACCAAAUGGGCAAUCAUGUAACUUGUAAUUUAAGUUUUGCCAUGGAAUGCUCAAAAUUUUAAUAUAUUAAGAUCUAUGUCAUAAGCUUAAAAAGAACUUAACUUGCUAAAAGAAAGACAGAAUAUUGAAAAGAAAAUCUUGAUCUUAGAUAUCUCCCAAAUGCAUCCUACUGAGAAAUGAUGUUCUAUUUAAGGAAAUAAAAACAUUCCAGGAAGGCAAAAAAUGCAAUGCUACUUGGAAAGUAAUGAUUCUAUCAUAUCAUAAAUGACUACCUGCCAUAGUAAAAGUAUAUGAAUAAUAUGUUAGGUUUACGUUUCAUUUCUUUUUUCUUCUAAAAAAUAUUUGGACAGUACCUUCACCAAGCAAUAAUGGAAAAAUCCAAUCAUAAAUAAAUACACAAAACUAAACUAAAGUUGUAAUUUUCCCACAAGUAUCAGACAAAUAUGUGAGGUCAUCAUUAAAGAAUAGCAACUGCUACUGCUAAGUUUGUUCACAAAUUCAGAAAUCUAAUAGGAAAACAUGAUACUUUCAAUGUGCCAGAACUAAAUCUUAUGAUACAACUAAAGACCUACUACUGCUUUCCUGCCCACAGUUCUUCCCUCUUCUGUUAUGGCAUUUGGUCCUCAAAGUAGAUGCAAUGUUUCUAACACAAUUCAAAUAAUGAAAUACAUGUGAAUUCCAUUAAAAUCUAUUUUGAGUCUACUGGAGCCAUGUAAUUGCUACUGUGUUUUCGUGCACAAAUCCCAGUAUAUUUAUGUACCAAUAAUUAUUAUUACCCAAGGCAUGUCUUUAUCAGUGUGUACUCUUGAUCAUUUGUGUGAAAAUAGACUAGAUGUUUA